This is a messenger RNA of Helianthus annuus (common sunflower), 1528 nucleotides long. Its product is annotated as cellulose synthase A catalytic subunit 6 [UDP-forming]. Lineage: Eukaryota; Viridiplantae; Streptophyta; Magnoliopsida; Asterales; Asteraceae. The coding region runs from base 698 to 1210 and encodes 170 amino acids. Gene Ontology annotation, cellular component: plasma membrane; trans-Golgi network. Gene Ontology annotation, biological process: plant-type primary cell wall biogenesis; cellulose biosynthetic process. The transcript is spliced from 8 exons. Gene Ontology annotation, molecular function: cellulose synthase activity. The record is from RefSeq and is a predicted model, not a curated record.
CUAAUCAUUAUAAUCCCUCAUUUUCACACCGUCGUCUCCCAAAUUGAGUACACCAUACAUUCAGAGCCCUAAUCUUCUAGCCUCCAUCCGCGUUAUUCUACAAUCGAUGAACUAAUUUUUUUCUCCAUUAUUCUGGCCGUUCACUCCAUUUCACAAGGAUUCAAGACUUCAUAACCACCAACAAUCGCAUCAACAAUCAUCAAGAAUCAACAUAAUCCGUGUUAAUCAUUGAUUCUUGCUUCCAAUUUCUGAUCCUAGGUGACAUCUGUAAAAGAAUUAAGUGGGCAGAUAUGCCAGAUUUGUGGUGAUAAAAAUUGAAAUAACAGUUGAUGGUGAGCCAUUUGUUGCUUGCAAUGAAUGUGCUUUUCCGAUUUGUAGACCUUGCUAUGAAUACGAAAGAAGAGAGGGUAAUCAAGCUUGCCCUCAAUGCAAAACUCGAUUUAAACGGAUCAAAGGGAGUCCGAGAGUUGACGGUGACGAAGACGAGGAAGGAUUUGAUGAUCUGGACAAUGAGUUCGAUCUUGCUGAGUCGGUUCUUUCUGCACACCUUAAUAAUGGGCGGGGUCCGUAUGCUUCCGGUUAUGCCGGUUCUGAGGUGGAUGGCGCCACUCUAAAGCCCGAGAUCCCUCUUCUUACUUACGGUCAAGAGGAUGAUGGGAUUUCGGCUGACAAGCAUGCUUUAAUCAUCCCGCCAUUUAUGAAUCGGGCAAAGCGUGUUCAUCCUAUGCCGUUUUCCGACACUGCUUCAUCGGUUUCUUUGCCACCCCGAGCCAUGGAUCCUAAGAAAGAUUUGGCGGUUUAUGGGUAUGGAACCGUUGCAUGGAAGGAUAGAAUGGAGGAAUGGCGAAAGCGGCAAAACGAUAAACUACAAAUGGUUAAGCAUCAAGGUGACGGUGGUCAUAACGAUGGAGAUGUCGAUGAUCCCGAUAUGCCAAAGAUGGACGAGGGACGGCAACCACUUUCAAGAAAGUUACCGAUUUCUUCAAGCAAGAUAAGUCCAUACCGAAUGGUGAUAUUGAUUCGUAUGGUCAUUCUCGGUCUCUUUUUCCACUAUAGAAUCCUACACCCUGUUAACGAUGCAUACGCCUUGUGGCUCAUAUCCGUCAUCUGUGAGAUUUGGUUCGCGGUAUCAUGGAUUUUUGACCAGUUCCCAAAAUGGUACCCAAUUGAACGUGAAACAUACUUAGAUCGAUUGUCACUAAGAUUGUAACUGUUGGUUGGCCAGAGGUAUAUGUUGCUCCAGAGGUACAAAAAGAUGGAUAUCUUUAGGAGGAAUAGGAGAAAAAGGAAAUGGCUAAAAAAUAGACCACAUGGAUGUUGAUAAUGAAUAUAGAGGACAAGUAUAAUCAAGACAUCAAAUUUAUGUGUAUUGUUUGAUAAUUGAGGUGUGUUUUUGUAUAUUUACUGGUCGAUUAUAAGGAUUUAGCGUAAAUGAAAUUAAAAUAAAAGAAGACGAUUUCGCCUUUGAACUGAGGAAGUUUGUAAACUUGAACAUGAUUUUUUGAGUUUGAUUUCGCCCUUUAUUGUU